AUGAUGAACCCAGCAGGAGCAAACCGCGACGCUGUCUCUAUCGCCCUUGGUGAACUUUGCGCGGGAGAAGAGGAAAAGGAGAACCUAGCGUCGUGGCUGACGAUGGCUCCGGUGGUACGCGUCGUUACUGGUGACGCCGCAAACGGCGGUUCACGGCUUCGACGGAGGCAGUGGCGCAUGUGUGUUGGAGGACGAGGCAUAUCCCUCUUUUUGCUGGCUCGUUCGGGAGAGAGGCUUCAGAUAUUAUCUGUAAGGGCUGAAGGGCCCAUUUCCCUCACUCCUUCCAGAAGCCCAAACACAGUUGUUACUCCAGCUCCAGCUGUUGAGAAACCGUUAGAGGAGAGAGCCAAAAGAACCACAAAACAGUCACGUUACCUAAAGGAUUAUGUGGUCACGUGUCCAGCAACCAGUAAGAAGGGGAAUUCGCAUCCUUACAUUGGUGCUUUCAUUGACCCUUACUCCAUGGCAGAAUCUUCCCUCCCCCAUGAUGAGCUCACCAAAUUAAAUAUAAAGCUUGAACAACUUUUACUCUCCCAUGCUAACCUUUCCAACACCCUUCACGAUAUCGCCAACCGCACCACAAUACUGGAAACUCAACCUCACCAAACCCACUCCCCCUCUCUUACCCGCCCCUUAAAAUUCGACCUCCCUAUCUUCAAUGGCUCUGAUGCCCUUGGUUGGAUCUUCAAGGUCAACCAAUUCUUCGACUAUCACCAAACACCAACAGACCAACGCAUUAAGAUCACGUCCUUUUACCUGGAGGGUCAAGCCUUAGCUUGGUUUCAAUGGAUGUUUAACAAUGAACUGCUUUCAUCUUGGGAAUCAUUCUUACGAGCUCUCGAAUUGCGUUUCGCUCCCUCUAAGUUCGAUGACCCCAUUGCAGAUUUGUGCAAGCUUACCCAGACUCAAAGCCUACAAGAUUAUCUAUCCGAGUUUGAAAUUUUGGCCAAUCGCAUCUCUGAUUAUCCACCCAGCUUUUACCUAAGUUGUUUCCUCUCUGGCUUGAAACCUUCUCUCCGCCGCGAGGUCACCGCUUUCCAACCCCCUAAUCUACCCCAUGCUAUUGCUUUAGCUAAACUACAUGAAGACAAAUUUCGUUCCUCCCUUCCACCACCCAACCGUUUCGGCCGCACAACCAUACCUCCUCCGCCCUUGACCACAAACCCUCAUACACAACCUAAACCUCUCCCUCCUCUACUACCCACACCACCCACCAAACUUCCCAUUAAACGCCUCUCUGAGGCAGAGAUGCAGGCCCGCAGAGAGAAAAACCUUUGUUUUAAUUGCGAUGAGCGCUACACACGGGGCCAUAAAUGCAAACCGCAAUUUCUACUCCUCACCGCAUUCGACAGUGACAACCAAGAGGACUGUCUCUCUUCUGCGAACUCGAUAGCUGUUGAGGACACCGCACAAGAAGCGGGGCUCAUCAGUCUUCAUGCCUUUUCGGGUCAAUGGACUCCUAGAACAUUUCGGGUCACAGGAUCCAUACAAGGUUAUGCUGUCCAGAUUUUGGUCGAUAGUGGGGCAACACAUAACUUCAUCCAACACAAAGUAGCCCAAUUCCUCCGUUUACCAUCACAAUCCACACCAAGCCCAUUACGUGUAAUGGUAGGUAAUGGUGAGUUUUUGCCAUGUUCUACUUUCUGUCCCAGUGUUCUACUCACUUUGGACAAACAGGAAUUUCCUAUUGAUUUGUACCCACUUGAAUUGUCUGGCACUGAUGUGGUUCUUGGGGUUCAUUGGCUUUCAUUGAUAAGCCCGUUUGUGAUGGACUAUAACGGCCCAUUUAUGCGGUUCAAUUGGAAAAAUAAACUUGUGGAGUUACAAGGGGAUCCGGGUCCAAAUCCCUCACCCAUUUCAGCCAACCAGCUCCGACGUUUACAAUCCACUAAUAGGGUUGAAGCCCUUUUUCAACUCACCAUGGACUCCCACCCUCUUCCAUUUCCUCCAAUCAUCACAACUUCAUCCCCUUCAAGUGCACCCAUUCCUUCCUCACCUGAACCUACACCACAAUCCCUAAUCUCCCAAUACCACACAUUAUUCUCCAUUCCCACUGCCCUUCCUCCACCACGCGCUACUGACCACUCAAUUACAUUAAACCCAAACACAGCUCCUAUAUCAGUGAGACCAUACCGCUAUCCUUAUUUCCAGAAGCAAGAAAUUGAAACCCAAGUUCAGAGAAUGCUGGAUUCCGGUUUCAUCAAACCAAGCAACAGUCCAUUCUCCUCUCCAGUCCUUCUCGUCAAAAAGAAAGAUGGCACGUGGCGUUUUUGCGUGGAUUACAGGGCCCUCAAUGCGGCUACCGUUAAGGACAAAUUCCCAAUACCCACCGUCGACGAAUUACUCGAUGAAUUGGGACAUGCAUUCUGGUUUUCUAAGUUGGAUCUUUUCUCGGGUUUUCAUCAAAUACUCAUGGUACCGGCUGAUUCUGAGAAAACUGCAUUUCGAACUCACAAUGGACACUUCGAGUUUCAAGUAAUGCCGUUUGGCUUAUGUAACGCACCCUCCACUUUUCAAGCUACUAUGAACGAUUUAUUUCGUCCUCAUUUACGCCGCUUCAUCAUAGUGUUCUUCGAUGACAUCCUUGUGUAUAGCGCGACUCUCUCUGAGCAUGUCAGCCACUUGGAGACCACUUUCCAGUUACUGUUUUCAAACUGUUUCAGACUCAAGGGAAACAAAUGUUUUAUAGGGCACCAAUCCAUCCAGUACCUUGGGCAUAUGGUUUCCCAUGAGGGUGUUAAACCAGACCCGGAAAAGCUCGUCGCAGUAAGGAAUUGGCCUACCCCUACUACAGUCAAAUCCUUACGUGGCUUUCUUGGCCUCACAGGGUUCUACCGCAAAUUUGUUUCAGGCUAUGCAUCCAUUGCCCAUCCCCUCACUGAGCUCCUUAAGAAGGAUAAAUUUUUGUGGCAUGAUAUAGCUUCUGAGGCUUUUUUACAUCUGAAGAAUGCAUUACUAGCUGCACCUGUUUUGGCUAUUCCAAAAUUCGACUCUCUGUUCACGGUUCAAACAGAUGCUUCAGGAAUAGGCAUGGGGGCAGUUCUCUCACAACAGGGUCAUCCAAUUGCUUAUUUUAGUAAGCAAUUUUGUCCUAAACUCUGCAAUUCCUCCACAUAUAUACGCGAAUUGUGUGCCAUAACUACUGCCGUUCAGAAAUGGCGCCAAUACCUCCUAGGUCGCCAUUUUGUCAUCCAAACAGAUCAACGAUCCAUUAAGGAAUUGUUAUCUCAGACACUUCUCACACCGGAGCAACAAAAGUAUCUUUUCAAAUUGUUGGGCUUUGACUUUGAAAUUCAAUAUCGACCUGGAAAAAGCAAUGCAGCAGCUGAUGCUCUCUCUCGACUUGAUGCUUCUACUCAUCCAGCCACAAAUUCGCUUAUGGUGUUGUCUAUCCCACAUUCAAAAUUCUUGUCCGAUCUCAAAUCAUCCUUACAAAGUAAUCACGAGUUUAUCACUCUAAGAGACAAGAUCACGGCUGACCCACAAGAUUUCCCUCUUUUUUCAUUAAAGGAGGAUCUCAUUCUCUUCAAAGACAAAAUAUGGCUACCUCAUACGUGCUCUUUCAUUCCACUCUUACUACACGAGUUUCAUUCCACUCCAAUGGCUGGUCACACGGGGAUUUCAUGGACCUUGAGUAAGCUAAUGACUAAUUUCCAUUGGCACACCAUUCGCAGAGAUGUUAAGGCAUUUGUUGAACAAUGCAUCACAUGUCAGCAAACUAAACUCCCUACACACGGCCAAUCUAGUUUACUUCAACCAAUCCCCCCCCCCCCCUUCUCGCUGUUUGGCAGAUCUCUCACUUGACUUUAUC
Messenger RNA from Vigna angularis (adzuki bean), 3811 nucleotides. RefSeq lists its product as uncharacterized. The transcript has 3 exons. The record is from RefSeq and is a predicted model, not a curated record. Gene Ontology annotation, biological process: proteolysis. Gene Ontology annotation, molecular function: aspartic-type endopeptidase activity. The coding region runs from base 1 to 3804 and encodes 1267 amino acids. Lineage: Eukaryota; Viridiplantae; Streptophyta; Magnoliopsida; Fabales; Fabaceae.